This is a messenger RNA of Equus caballus (horse), 3479 nucleotides long. The record is from RefSeq and is a predicted model, not a curated record. Lineage: Eukaryota; Metazoa; Chordata; Mammalia; Perissodactyla; Equidae.
AUGCACCAAAAGGCCACAGCCACACUGCUCGAUCUUGCUGCAAGGAGUCUGCUGAGUAAUGAGCCUGCAGCUAUCCGUGCCCUGGAAGAACUCCCAAGAGACCUCUUUGAUCCAUUGUUCAUUGCUGCCUUCUUGGGUGGGCAUAAGAAGAUACUAACGGCAAUGGUGAGAGUUUGGCCCUUUUGCUGUCUCCAUGUUGGGACAUUGAGUGUACGAGAGUCAUACUACGAAAUCGUGGAAGCCGUGAUUGAUGGUCUGCAGAUCCCCCCUGUCCAGAGCCCUUCCUCUUGGGGGCCAAAACUGAGGAUCCUAGAUUUAAGGCAGGACCUGGACUGUGAGACAACAUGCUUGGAGACCGGGACCACAUUCCCUUUCUGUUUUCAGUGUUGUAUUUAUUCUCGGCACUCUAUCCUUAAACUAGAAGAAGCCCGGCAUAGUGUCAGGUGCCUUGGAAUUGUUAAUUCAGAGUCUGAGCUUCAGUCAGCCCAGGAACCCAUGGAAUUGUUAGUGGACCUUUCCCUCAGUGAUACCUUGAGAGCAAAGCAAUUUCUUUCUUUCCUUCGGAGUAAGGUUGAGCAGAGCGUUGGGUCCUUGCACCUCUGCUGCAGAGGUUUGCAGAUUGAUAAAAUGUCUGCCCACAGAAGUAUCCUGCAGUUUCUGGAUCUGGGAUGCAUUGAUCACCUGGAUGUGGGUGAGGCAGAUCUGAGUGAAGUCACCACCCUUUUGGCUCGGACGAUCCACCUGGACAGCCUUAGUCUGUAUAACAUCGCCUUUAAAUCUUGUCAGAGGAAAAACUUCAGAACUUUUCUCAACCGGCUUGGGCGGCUGGACAACCUCCAGAAGCUCAUCUUGUCUUUCUUCCACCUCACCGAUCAACUGCACAAACUGCUCAGAGUUCUGCCGCCUCAGUUGGAUACAUUGUGUCUACCACUCUGUGGCCUGUCUGACAGAGAUGUCACUGUCCUGUCCCAGAGCUCUCAGGCCACCCACCUAAGGCUGUUGAAUCUCAGUGACAACCAGAUAUUCUCGGAAGAUUAUGAGCCCUUCCAGACUCUGCUGGAGAAGGUCUCAGGCACCCUGCAGCAUCUGGAGAUGAGUAAUUGCCUGAUAACUGACUCUGCUCUCUCUGCUGUCCUCCCAGCCCUGAGCCAAUGUUCCCAUCUCCGUGUCCUUAGCUUUGCCUUCAACCCCAUUACGAUGCCUGUGCUCACGAGCCUUCUGCAGCACUUGGCAUCCUUGAUGGAGCUGAAGCAUGCAGUUUAUCCUGUGCCUGUCCAUUGCUAUGAACAGUGGAAUUUUCGUGGCACUUUGGACCCACGGAAACUUGCCGAAGUGCAGGCCCAGGUGAAGGCAAUGCUGCAGGCGGUACAGCGGGACGACAUGACCUGGACCACUUGUGCUGAGUGAUUUCCACAGUACAAGGAGCUGUUUCAACACUCAAGUGUGGCCAUUCAAGCACUCACUGUUUUUCCUGAAGCCCAAGUUUGUGGAGACACGUAUAUAAAAUUCUACUGUUCCAGGAAACCGGGGAUAGGAAGGUUGACUGAGUAGUGGACCUCUAUAAAAGAGGAACUCUGAAAAAAAAUAGAGGAAUUUGAAAGGCCCUGUGGAUCUCUUGCCCCUGGCCCUCGACAUCCUCUUCUGGUGACUAACCCCAGCGUUGGGUAUGUGACGUAAGGUAACCUGGUCAUGGUACAUCACCUCCCUGUCCACACUGAUUGGCCCGUUUAUCCACUUAGGGGCACUUGACACAAGUCAGAUCAAUUGGAACUCUUCCUGGAUGUGGUAGCGGUUGAAGCCGAUAACUUUGCCCUCUAGGGUUCUGCAAACAUCUUGUAGUUAUGAUCGCCUUAGGUUGCUUAUGAGAAACCAAAUGCAAGUAAAAGGAAACAAACUUUGCCCACUACCUACUGGUGUCUUCAUCAACCUGUGGCUGCCCGCUUUCUCAGGUCUCAGACCCCUGGCUCAGUUAUUCCUUAUCUCACAUACAUUCGCUGAGUAUCUGUUCCGAUGUAGAUACUGUUUCACGUGCUAAGAAAAAUAAAGUCCCUGAUCUCAAACCACUCACAGUACACAUGUUCCUGUGAUUUUUCAGUUUCUCCACUCUUUCUUAGGGCAUUUAGGAAAAUUAUUUCUUCCCCCAAACUCCAGCUUCUUUUCGCUUUUUCCGUUACAUACUGUGCUCAAUCCAUGCUGGCCUCUUGAUGCUGUUGGAUAGCUGCUCAACCCUCAGGUCAUGGCUUAAAUGUUUACCUCCUCAGAUAGAUUUUCUCUUACUUCCUUACUUAAGUAGCUUUACUCUGCUGUUGCUCUCUCUUAAUGUACCAUGUACGUUUCCUUCAUGGUCUACACCAUUCCUUAUGGAUUUGCUCCCUCUGCUCUUCCACUAGAGUUGCACUGUUCCGUGUGGGACACACUCGCCAUAUGUGACUACUGAGCACUAGAAGUGGGGCUACUCUGAAAUGUCAUGUACUCUUAAGUGUUAAGUGCACGCUGUACAUCCCAGGCUUAGUAAGAAACAAAUGAGGUAGAAUCCCUGGUAAUUUAUUUACAUUGUUUACAUGUUGAAGUGAUGACGUACUGCAUGUCAAAGACAGUAAAGAAGAAAGAAUGUAAAUGAAGUUGCUUAUGUUGUUUACGUGUUGAAAUGAUAGCACUGCAUUUCGAAGACUUUUAAGGAAAAAACGUUAAAAUAACUAAUUAAUGAUCUGUUUGUAUGUUUACAUGUCAAAAUGAUAAAACAUUGCAUUUCAAAGACCUAUUGGGAAAAAAGAAUGUAAAAUUAAUUGAUAGUUUGUUCCUACUGCUUACGUGUUGAAAUGAUAACGUACUGAGUUUCAAUGACUUAGUACCCAAAAAAGAAGGGAAAAUAAUUAAUAGUUUGUAUUUUGUAUUUUCCUGUUUAAAUGGAAACAGACUGCAUUUUAAAGACUUAAUGUGCGAGAAGAACGUAAAAGUAAUUAAUGAUAUGUUUAUAUUGUUUCCAUGUUGAAAUGAUAACACACUCAUUUCAAUGACUCGGGAAACAAAUAAUUUAAAAUUAUUUUUUCUUAUUGCUUACACCUUGCAGUGGUAACAAACUACAUUUCAAAGACUUAGAGAAAAGGAUGUAAAAAGUAAUUAUUCAUUAAUGUAGCUAAUAAUUUGUUCUUAUUUCCAUUUUGUGAUAACACACUACAUUUCUGACUUAGAAAGACAAACGUUAAAAUAAGUAAUAAAUGAAUUGUGUACGUUGUUUCUUUGUUGAAAUGAUAACACAUGGCAUUAUUGUGUUUUGUUGAAACGAUAGCACAAAGGCUCUGUAAGAAAAAAAGAAUGCAGAAUUGAUCAUCUGUUCAUAUUGCUUACACGUUGAAAGAAUGCACUGUGUUUCAAAGACUUACUAAAAAGUAUAAAAUUAAUUUACUUAUAUUGUUUCCAUGCUGAAAUUAUAGUUUGCUUUUACUUUUGUGUUAAAUAAAAUAACUAUUACAAUUAAA